Molecule: messenger RNA, 4437 nt
Organism: Dermacentor albipictus
Lineage: Eukaryota; Metazoa; Arthropoda; Arachnida; Ixodida; Ixodidae
Source: RefSeq, a predicted model, not a curated record
GCUAACCCUAACAGGCGACAAAUCGCGAAAACACAAGCGCCGCAUCGGGUGCGACACCUAGCGUAUACUCUGUUGCCAACAAGGCUUAGCUCGGUUUUUUUACCGUUCCCUGACGCUGUAGAUGUAUCCGUCGUUAAUUUGCGUCCCUUCUUGCUGUCCGCUACUUCACCUUUGGUUUAUAUUCUUGUCGGGAACAUCAUCGUGAAAUCUGACUUGUGCCGAUCUGUUCACGGUAUCCAUGGAUGAACCUUCAAGCAAUAAUGAGAACUUGGUGAUGGCCUGGGACAUUCCACUUGUAUCGCAUGAGCUGACCGUUGUAACAGAACCGGAUGACCCUUCUGACAGCCCACUAACUCAAGAGAUUCAGUUGACAAUGCCGAAGCCAGCAGAAACAUCUAAAGCGAAGAAAACGCCACCAGCGUCAAGUGGGGUGUCUCUCUUGGCCAGACCUUCACCCACAGAGAAACUCGGUGAAAAGAUUGCUUCACCAACAUCAAAAGUGAACUCAAACUUUCCAAAAGGAACGAUUGUGACCCCUGUUGCACCUGCACCAGACAUAAGUGUCAGUGAGAUUGGCAGUGGAGGUAGUGUCUCUGGGGCAUUAUCAAACAGCUUUGCGCCAGUGGUGCCUGUAAAACUAUGGCGUAACCCAUAUGCAUCAGUCAGUGAUGUACCCCCAGCACCAAUGAUUCGUGUGAACAAGCCUUGUACAUUGCAAGGCCCGCCAGGUCAGUUGGAGGCAAAUUUGGGCAAGCCAUCCACACUGCCAGUAAAUAACGAAAGUAGUAUGCACUCCAGUGCGGGCAGGAAUGCUGACACUAUUCUCGUUGUCAAGAAGAUGCAGAAUGGCAGGACUGUGAUAACAGCACAACCGGCAAAAUCUGGCGCCAAGGGGCUAAGCUGUGGUGACAUGUCCCAGCAACGUUCACCCUGUCACGUAAGUGGGGCCUUGACUAAAAUGACGGGAAGCACCGUCAAGCCAACAACACCUGUAAAUAAUUUUGUGAAGGUCACUGCAAAUGCUCCAAAAAUGGCAGCUGCAGAGCCCAUGCAAGCAAACAUUUCUCACCCACACCUGUCCGCUGUAGCCAUCCCAACGGUAAAGUCACAAGGGAGCCCUAGAGACAGCAGCAGUCAGACAACUGGGAAAGUGACUAAACGCUUGACUUCCGUACAAAGCAGGCAUUCUCCUGCAGUCGUCCGCAUAACACCGAUACAAGGCUCCACUUCGGGCAAGACAAUUGUUGUGGUUCCAUCCCAAGGAGCAACAAUGCCCAUGAAUCCUGCUAUGAGCAGAAACCAUGUUUCGCCCUCUGCCUUUAACAAGCCAGUGGAUGUGGGGAGGCUCGCAGGGAAGCAGGAAAGAGUUGCUGGAGGAGUGCAGGAUGUAAGCGAAACAACACAUACCAUUGGAUUCGCACCUGGACAACAGCAAGACGAGGAUGGCUGUGGCAUUAAGAUUUCAGGCGUCAUCAGCUUGGCUGGAAAGGAGGGCCUGACUUUUCCUGAACUAGCAGUCCCACAAAAGACUGCAGAAAAUGAAUCACCUGAUGCCAUUGAUACGAAGAGUGGUUGUGAGACCAACCAGAAGCUUUAUACAAAUGAAGAUGGGGAAACUUACUCAAAAUUUGAGAUGCCUCCACUCUCAUCAUGCAAGCUUAAUGUGGGGGCAAAUGGGUCAGGUGGUGAUGUUAUCGAGCUGUGUUCAUUCGAAGCAAAAACAGGAAAUUCUGUUAUUGGAUCACAAAUUGUGUUUAAACCAGCACCUGUUGCAGGCAACACAAGCGGAAGCACUUGUCCAAGUUCUAAGCUUGACAUGUUAAACAAGCUGAAAGAGGCCAUCAGGUUGCUUGAAGAGCCUACACUUCAGAGUUGCAACUUGUUUAACGAGAAAGAAAAGAGCUUGCUGAAAUCUUUCUUACAUCGUGUCGAAAGUGAUGCCCAGGUUUCAGAAGCAAGCGAGAACGACUCAAAACAAUGUUCAAGUGAUCCUGAUUUAGCGGAUGCAGGGAAGUCUCAGAAAAUUUACGGUAAUGUUAGAAUAAAAACAGAGCCCAAAGUUUCAACUGCCACCCAUGUUCAAGAGCCAGGCCAAAGGGACCCUGAACAAGGUUCAAGUGGUCUGAAUGCGCUGAAUGUUGGGAAGUCUCAAAGCAAGUCACUGAAAGUUGACAAUAAUGUUACUAUAAAAGCGGAGCCUGGAGUUUUAUCUGGUACCGUGGCUUUAAAACUGUACCAAAAGGACCCUAAACAAGGUUCAAGCAGUUUCAACACAAUAGAUGCCGAUAAGAUUCACCACAAAUCAUCACAAGGUCAGAGCAGAGAUAACACAAAAACAAAAUCUGGACCUGAAUCUCCGCAACACUCACUGCCCAGUUUCAAGAAUGAAGGUGCAGCAGUGCAGCAAGACAGUAUCCCUCAUAAACCUCUCCGUCGUAUUGUCAUAACUUCAGAUGAGGUUCCGCUGAUCAGCUCCGAUGAAGUGAAAAAUGGACUUGAGGCAUUCCUUGUUAAGAACAACAUAUCGAACAAUUUUUCCAAAGAUGAAAUUAUUAAGCUGCAUUGGGAUGGAAAAGAUGUGAGCACAUUUCACUUUAGAGAUAUAGACAGUGAGGAGCUGCAGGAGCCACCCAUAGCGAUUCCAAAAGCGAACAGGCCUGCUAUUCUCAGGCCUGUGAAGGUGGCUCAACCUGCAGAGGAUAGUGGCACUGCACCUUUUACGACUGCCACGGAGACGAGCAGCAAGCAAACAGUUUCUGAACCAGUGCUUUCUAAGGCUGAAAAAGUUGUGGAAGAGUUGACGAUUCCCAUCGAUGGGUAUGCAGUGCCAGCCGGCUUUAAGGCAGUCAAGCUAAGUUGCCGCGCAGAUACCGGAGAGAUGGUGCAGCGUGUUGUCUUGAAGUCAAUGAAACCUAUUCGUGUCGUUAACAGUACCACACAUCCUGAAAAGCAGAUUGGCUUCUUGCCUCGUGUAAUUCGAUACAUAAAUGAAACCGGGCAAAUUAUCGAGAAGCUUGUGAACCCACAUCAACAGAUUGUGCCAUUUCUGGCAUCCACACCAGCUGUGAAUAAGUCUACGCCUGUAUGCGCUGCAAAUGUACCCACCCAUGGCACACCAACAACCUCUGUUUCAAGGCUGACCAGCCUCAUUAAACCACCUGCUGCUGCUGCUGCUCCUACUCCUGCUAUAGUUCCUGUAGAAUCAGUCAAGAACUUCCUGUCUGAAGUGGUAACCAGCAAUAACACCUCCAAUUCACUAAUCAAGCGACCAAAGCUCAUACCUCUCCCAUUAGCACCAACAGUGGGUUGCCUUGGCAGCACCAUGCCUGUUACAGCUUCGAAAGUAAUUAGAGUCAAGCGCCCACCUUCAGUGCUGCUUGGGCCUCAGAGUUCAAAGGCUGUUCUACCAGAAAGUGCAGUGUGUUUCCAGGAUGACCUUGCACCAGUAGCAUCAAAGCCCGAGACAUCUGCUGAAGCUGAUGAUGCAGAAAGGAUAUUUGAGCCAGAAUGCCUGCUUGAGGUGUCCAACAAUACAUUGGAAGUUGAAUCAUUGAAGAGAGAAGAACUGAAUGGUGACACUUCGUCUGACACUUCCAGCACAAGCAGCUCAGAUGCUAGUGAUAACUAUGUUCCGUCAGUUGUAAAUCGAAAAAAAGAAGUGCAGCCAGCACCGAAGCGUUCAGCCCCCAAAAAAUCAACUGUUUUACGGGAAUACAGAACACGCAGGCGAAGGCAGUGCAGGAAACAAAACCCUCGUGUGGUAGCUCCAUCUUCAAGUGUCAAGUGCAUAGCAAGCAAGAAUGAUGAUGUAAAUGUGGCCAUGAUGUCGCCAAACUGCAUAGACAGGCCAUGUGUUGUGAGCAUGUAUCACCUAAAUGACCAUGUUCUUGCGAAUGGCUUUGUGAACCUGACUUCUGUGAAGCAUGAGGACCUCUUUCUGUUGGCAUCAAGCCCAGUGGUGAAGUUGUCGUCAGACAAGGUGGUCUCAGUAGUUGAAGUGAAGCCCCGAGCAUCGGACAAUCUGCAGCGGAGUGCAGAGGUGUCCACCAUUACAGAUACAGACAAUUUGGAGCGUUUGCUGAGAGAGCAGCAGAAUGAACUGGUACAAUUGCGCAGGAAAUACAAGAAGCUAAGCACUUAGCUUUCUUAUUCACGUCUACCUUAAACAGACCGAAAGUGGUUAAUGUACAGGAUAAUGAAACCACAUCGGAUUUUUUUUUGUUCCCCCAUACGGCAGUGUCGUAGACGAGCGCCAGCCAAGCUCAGUGUUUUACGCCAAUGACUCGGUGAUUUUUAUUUAUAUUUGAAAGUAUUCCUACAUUUGUGCUACUUGCACUAGUUUGCAGUGUACAUAACUGCUGUGUGCAGUGGCACUGUCAGGGUCACUCGCUAACCACACUUACCCAUCAUUGUUUAAUAAAGCAUUCUGUCAUCUUG